This is a messenger RNA of Odontomachus brunneus, 2274 nucleotides long. Its product is annotated as small glutamine-rich tetratricopeptide repeat-containing protein alpha-like. The record is from RefSeq and is a predicted model, not a curated record. Gene Ontology annotation, biological process: post-translational protein targeting to endoplasmic reticulum membrane. Gene Ontology annotation, molecular function: protein binding; molecular adaptor activity. NCBI's taxonomy places the organism in Eukaryota, Metazoa, Arthropoda, Insecta, Hymenoptera, Formicidae. The coding region runs from base 471 to 1358 and encodes 295 amino acids. The transcript is spliced from 4 exons. Gene Ontology annotation, cellular component: membrane; TRC complex.
AUAUCUGCUCCUCGUCGCAGCCGAAGUUUCACCGCAGGAGCGCGGCAUAAAGUUCAAGCGCGGAGCUGUUCGUCCGUCCGUUUGUCGCGUCGCGAACCAAACAACGCGCUCGUUAUCGCGUCACACAUCAUUAAACGCGUGCGAGUCUCGGCCACUCUCGAGAGAGAAUCGAAGCGUUUUGUCCGCCGAUCGCGAACGCGCGAGUUUCACUUCAGUGCUCGACACUGACGUGCGCGUGAAAUUCCGCACACACGGCGGAAGCCAUUGAAGUUGUUCGCCGUUUGCCGCCGGUGGUGCGCGAACUGCACCGAAGUCGUGACUUCCAUUCGAAGUACCUCGAAGUGCUGCGUGCGCGCGCGAGAGAGAGCUGGGGAGGUUCAGUUUCUUUCCUCGCUUCUACUCGCGUUUCUACUGCCGCGACUCGAUCGUCGAUCGUGGAGAAGCAAUACAGUAUUUCUUACUGAGCACUAAUGGCUGUCAAAGGGCUAGUCGCAGCAAUCGUUCAGUUCCUGACCGAUCAGCUGCAGAAUGGAGAUAUGACAGCAGAUUCGCGUGAAAGUCUGGAAGUGGCGAUCCAAUGUCUAGAAAGUGCUUACAAUGUGCAAGCCUCUGAUACUCCCAACAAUUUCAAUCUCUACAAUGUUUAUAAGAAUACGGUGGAGAAUGUUGAGCUAGGUCCAGAGGCUACAUCAGAAGCCAAGGCUGAAGCGGAGAGAUUGAAGAACGAAGGCAACGCACUGAUGAAGGCAGAAAAGCACCAGGAAGCACUCGCUAACUAUACAAAAGCGAUAGAGCUGGAUGGUCGCAACGCGGUGUAUUACUGUAACAGAGCUGCUGUUCAUAGUAAACUCGGUAAUCACACCUUAGCCAUCAAGGACUGUCACACGGCGCUCGCCAUUGACCCGUCAUAUAGCAAGGCGUAUGGGCGGUUAGGUUUAGCAUACUCCGGCUUGGACAAGCACAAAGAGGCCAAGGAGAGCUACGAGAAGGCCCUGGCGAUGGAGCCGGAUAACGAGAGUUAUCGGAAUAAUUUGCAAUUGACAGAAGAGAAACUGGCCCACUUAGGUGUUAACCAAGCUCUGGUGGGCGGUCUACCCGGCAUGGACUUGAGCGCCCUUCUGAGCAACCAAGCCUUGAUGAAUAUGGCUCGUCAGAUGUUAUCCGACCCAGCUAUGCAGAAUAUGAUGUGCAAUCUCAUGGCAGGCAACGUGGAGGAAGGCGGUCGCAUGGGAGCGCUCAUAGAAGUAGGUCAACAGUUGGCGCAGCAAAUGCAGAACGCGAAUCCCGAGUUGAUCGAGUCGCUGAGACGGCAAAUGGGCGGCAAUCCGAAUGAUCCGGACCCGUCGCAGCAGAAUUAAAAGAGCAUACAUCUGACUGUCUGUGAUAGGUGGAUUUAACUACGGCUGACUCUCCUUCUCGCUCGUGUAGCUACGAGACGAUGUGUCGCAUUGUCGUUUUCUAAGAGGCGCCACAAACGAGGCGAGACUUAUGGCUUCAAUGAUCUUUCAGACAUCUGACGUCAUUUUAUUUUGACAUGGUAUUUUGGACGCCGCUGUAACGCGCCCAAUAUCAUAGAGAGUUCGUUUAUCAUAGAUUAGUCACUGAUUACACACGCGAGAAUUAUGUCUUUUGGGCCUCCGACUGUGCGAUAUUUGGAAGGCAGACGUGCGAACGAAUUUGAACGGACAGUGGAAAUGUUUUUUUAUCUUUUUUUUUUCUAAAUGCGCCGCAACGAUCUGUACAUGUAGCAAUGCGACAUGCGGCUUAACGUAACACGAUAUCCUUAGGGCAUUCUUUUUCUUUUUUAGCUUGAAUGUCCGAAUGCUGCGUCGCGUAUACGAGACACAUGUAACGUAAUUACUCAAGUUGUUUUCCUCCCGUUAAUACGUAACGACGUUUUACAUCGACAUCAUUUAUACAUACAUAUAUCGAGAGUGUAUUGGACCACCAAUGACAUUUUAUCGUUUGUUAAAAUCCAAAUGUGAAUGGCUGGCGAUUCGAGAAUUCGAUUCGCGAUAAUGAGUGAGCGGAGCUGCACCGAAUACAUCAUCGGCAACGUACCCUAUAAAUGGACUGUAAUGUAGAAAACAAUUUCUUGUCGAGAAUUGCCUUUUAUAAGCGCGUGAUCGAAUUGCAUAUUCGUUGAAGUUUCGCAUGGGAACUUUCGCAUAUUAGCUCUAAACAGAGUGUAUGCCCAGUUCCUCAAUGCGUCACUUGUCGAGGAUUGAGCGAUAUGCUGACUCUUGGAGAAUAAAUUGCAUCGAGAGCACUCGA